This is a messenger RNA of Rhodofomes roseus, 582 nucleotides long. RefSeq names its product Fcf1-domain-containing protein. Gene Ontology annotation, cellular component: nucleolus; small-subunit processome. The record is from RefSeq and is a predicted model, not a curated record. The transcript has 5 exons. The annotation marks the transcript as partial. NCBI's taxonomy places the organism in Eukaryota, Fungi, Basidiomycota, Agaricomycetes, Polyporales, Fomitopsidaceae.
GGCAAGGCCAAGAAGACAAGAAAGUUUGCGGCGGUAAAGCGGUUGCUGAACCCGAACGAUAUCAGGCUGAAAGAGAACCAGCUGAAGCAAAAGAAGAAGGAGGAAGUGGAGAAAGAGAAGGCUGUCAGGCGGAUACCCCAGGUCGCUUCCUCGCUUUUCUUGCAACACAAUGACGCCCUUGUCCCUCCAUACCGUGUUCUCAUCGACACGAACUUUAUUAAUUUCAGCCUGCAAAACAAGCUGGAGUUGAUUAGUGGGAUGAUGGACUGCCUCUACGCUAAAUGCAUACCUUGCGUCACGGAUUGCGUGAUGGCCGAGCUGGAAAAGCUGGGACACAGAUAUCGAGUCGCUUUACGAGUCGCUCGAGACCCGCGCUUCGAACGUCUGACAUGUUCGCAUUCUGGCACGUAUGCCGACGACUGCCUCGUACAGCGAGUGACAUCGCACCGGUGCUACAUUGUCGCAACGUGUGAUCGGGAACUGCGUCGGCGGAUACGACAGAUCCCUGGUGUACCGCUCAUGUAUAUCGUGCGGAGGCGAUACGCGAUUGAGCGACUGCCUGAUCAGGGCGCGCCAGCAUGA